AUGUCUGUAUCCCGUGAAGAUUACGUUUAUUUGGCCAAAUUGGCCGAACAAGCCGAACGUUAUGAAGAGAUGGUUGAAAACAUGAAGUCUGUGGCUUCUUCUGGCCAAGAGUUGUCCGUUGAGGAACGUAACUUGCUCUCUGUGGCUUACAAGAACGUUAUUGGUGCUCGUCGUGCCUCUUGGAGAAUUGUUUCUUCGAUCGAGCAGAAAGAAGAAUCAAAGGAGAAAUCUGAACAUCAAGUCAAAUUGAUCCGUACUUACCGUUCAAAGAUCGAGUCUGAGUUGACUAAGAUCUCAGAUGAUAUCUUGUCUGUUCUAGAUUCUCAUUUGAUUCCAAGUGCCACCAGUGGUGAAAGCAAAGUUUUUUACUAUAAGAUGAAGGGUGAUUACCACCGUUAUUUGGCAGAGUUCUCCAGUGGUGAUGUGAGAGAAAAGGCUACCAAUGCUUCUAUGGAGGCUUACAAGACUGCUUCAGAGAUUGCAACCACCGAACUACCCCCAACUCAUCCAAUCCGUCUAGGUUUGGCUUUGAACUUCUCUGUCUUUUACUACGAGAUCCAGAAUUCUCCAGAUAAGGCCUGUCAUUUGGCAAAACAAGCUUUCGACGAUGCUAUCGCAGAACUUGAUACUCUAUCAGAAGAAUCCUACAAGGAUAGUACGUUGAUCAUGCAAUUGUUAAGAGAUAACUUAACUUUGUGGACUUCCGAUAUGUCUGAAGCUGGUCAAGAUGAAUCACAACAACAACAACAACAACAACAACAGCAACCUGCUGCAGCAGCUUCCACUGAUGCUCCAACUGAAGGUCAAGCUCCAAAGCAAUAG
Messenger RNA from Torulaspora delbrueckii, 822 nucleotides. RefSeq lists its product as uncharacterized. Lineage: Eukaryota; Fungi; Ascomycota; Saccharomycetes; Saccharomycetales; Saccharomycetaceae. Gene Ontology annotation, cellular component: cytoplasm. Gene Ontology annotation, biological process: signal transduction. The coding region runs from base 1 to 822 and encodes 273 amino acids. The transcript has a single exon. The record is from RefSeq and is a predicted model, not a curated record.